Alligator mississippiensis (American alligator) is the source of this 1790-nucleotide messenger RNA. Its product is annotated as arylamine N-acetyltransferase, pineal gland isozyme NAT-10. Bases 82 to 1089 code for a protein of 335 amino acids. The transcript has 2 exons. Gene Ontology annotation, molecular function: acetyltransferase activity. NCBI's taxonomy places the organism in Eukaryota, Metazoa, Chordata, Crocodylia, Alligatoridae. The record is from RefSeq and is a predicted model, not a curated record.
ACCAAACACACAUACUCGUUUCAGACGGACUCUGUCCCCUCUUGCAUUUUAAGAUACAGCAUUUGCAGAGGGCCUGGAUCUAUGUCACUUCUCAACUAUAUUGACUGCCAGCGCAGCAGCAAACAGAUCAAAAGCCAACCCCCAACCCACAAAAAAAAAAUCUUGCAAGGGGCUGAAAACCAAUACAAACAUCGCCGGGGCUGUUUUACAAAAAAAAUGAACAUUGAGAAAUAUUUUUCAAGAACCGGAUACAAAGGCUCGUAUGACAAACAAGAUCUGGAAACCUUAACUGCAGUCUUCCAGCACCACAUCCGAGCGGUCCCCUUUGAAAACCUAAGCAUCCACUGCGGGGAAACUAUUACUUUGGAGUUAGACCAAGUUUACAACAAAAUCGUGAUGAAGAGGCGUGGUGGAUGGUGCAUGGAAAACAAUCAGCUGCUAAACUGGGUUCUGAAAACGCUGGGGUAUGAUACUACCAUUUUGGGGGCAUAUGUAUACAAUCCUCAACAAAACACAUAUGCUACCCGAAUGACCCACCUUCUCAUAAAGGUGGUUAUUGGUGGCAAAGCCUAUAUUGUGGAUGCAGGUUUUGGCGUGUCUGGUCAAAUGUGGCAGCCAAUGGAACUUAUUUCUGGAAAAGACCAGCCGCAGAUUCCUGGCAUCUUUCGCUUUACAGAAAACGAUGGGGUCUGGUACAAUGAGAAAAUAAGGAGGAAACAAUAUAUUCCCAAUCAACACUUCUCUGAUUCUGAUCUUCUAGAAAAAAGAUUGUGCAGGAAACUUUACUUCUUCAGUCUUGAGCCACGAACGGUGGCAGAUUUCCAGUUCCAAUGUACGUAUCUUCAGACGUCCCCAGACUCCUUGUUUACAAAGAAGUCUAUUUGCUCUAUUCAGACCACAAACGGGUUUCGGGCAUUAAUUGGAUGGACGCUCAUUGAGACAACAUACAAUUACAAGGAGGACAUGGAUGUUGUGGAAUUCACGACCCUUCAAGAGGAAGAGGUGGAGAAGACACUGGAGGAUAAAUUCAACAUAGCUCUGGAGAGAAAAUUAGUCCCAAUUAAUGACAAAGGAGCAUAUAAAAUUUAGUGUUUUGGAUGAAAUGCUAUAAUGAUACAUGUUUACGGCCUUUUUCAUAAUCUAUUUAAUCAGCAUUAGAUAAAUUGCAGGAAAAUUAGUGCCAGGUGAAAGUGAGAACUUCAGUUCAAGGAAAACAGGCCCUUUAGUUUCUCAUAUCAAUUGAGAGGCACCUGCUCAAGUACUGUGGGAGGAAAUGCGGUCCCAGGAGAGACUGUGGAGCAGGGUGGGAAAGGGGGAAGCAGCAUUUUUUAAUAGCUUAAGCAGAUAACUGGGAGUUAGAAAUAUUGAAUCUAACACACUAUUGACCUUUAACCACUGGGAAAAUCACAAUGGCCAAAACGUAGGCAACACCAUCCCAGGUAGGACUUAAAUAAUAGCCUGAUUUUCACAGGUGCUAAGAUCUUUCUUCCAUUUCCCUACUUAUAAAGUAGGACUAAUCACAAUACAUAUGAGGAGGAAUAAUUCAUUCGUGAUGGGGGAGCACUUGAACUUCAUCAGCCCAGAGGUACCACAAACAGCAAAAUGUUACAAAGUAAAUGCCUUCGUUAUUCCUGCAAUGAACUGCACACACUGAUUAUUUAAUACAUGCAUAUGGCUCUCAUGCUAUAUAAUGGAUGAACUGUAAUAAGGUGCCUAGUCAAGCAUCACAAUUUGUCCCUGCAGUUAGACUUCGAUUGGCGCCAUCCCGUGUAGAUGAGGGUGUUGCACUU